Molecule: messenger RNA, 687 nt
Organism: Fusarium vanettenii 77-13-4
Lineage: Eukaryota; Fungi; Ascomycota; Sordariomycetes; Hypocreales; Nectriaceae
Exons: 3
Coding region: 169-444 (91 amino acids)
Biological process (GO): proton motive force-driven ATP synthesis
Molecular function (GO): proton transmembrane transporter activity
Source: RefSeq, a predicted model, not a curated record
CUUUUCCCGACAUCUUUUCAAUUCUUCACCUCAAGCCGACGCACCUAAUUCCCUCGAGCCACCCCCGACAGGGUCCAUUGACAAGCCAUUGUCGACCCACGACUAUCGUCUGUACCGAUCCUCUCGCUUUCCCACUCGAUCGCGCAGUUUUUGCGACCCGAUUCCCCAAUGGCUUCGACCGGAGUGAACGUUUUGCGGUGGUCCGCCCUCGGCCUGGGCGUCUUCUACGGCUUCACCCACCAGCGGGCUAUUUUCUCUGCCCAAAGAGCCGAGCACGCCCAGCACGAGUACGAGAAGAAGGAGAAGUUGAUCCAGCAGGCCAAGGCGGAGUUUGCGAAGCAGAAGAACCCUACAUCAUCUGCUGACUCUGUGAUUACCGACCCCGCGGAUCCCAAGUUCGACCUCGAGAAGCUGCUGCUGAAGGUUGCCAAGGAGAACCCUUAAGAUGGGGUCGUGGCAGAGGGAAAAGCGUAAGAGUGGAUGAGGCGGAAGAACAGAUGGAAAGUCACGGGCGAAAAGGUCGGCCAACCGUAGGGAAACAAAUCCACCGGAGGCAUAAUCCGAGCCUCGAGCCUCGACUCAAGACUCGGUGUAUGAUUUGAGGAUAUACGUGGCGGUCCUGCAUAGAUGUUUCCUUAGGUCCCUGCUACACAAGUGUACGGGUGUACAAUAUAACAACUUUAGACG